Molecule: messenger RNA, 2128 nt
Organism: Toxotes jaculatrix (banded archerfish)
Lineage: Eukaryota; Metazoa; Chordata; Actinopteri; Toxotidae
Gene: tmlhe
Product: trimethyllysine hydroxylase, epsilon
Exons: 8
Coding region: 139-1380 (413 amino acids)
Biological process (GO): carnitine biosynthetic process
Cellular component (GO): mitochondrion
Molecular function (GO): iron ion binding; trimethyllysine dioxygenase activity
Source: RefSeq, a predicted model, not a curated record
CCCCGCUCAAGGUCCGCAAGAGGCCGGCCAAAAAAAUAUAUAUAUGCUGCGGGAGAGGAAACUGCUGAUAAGGAGCACCGAUGAUUUGAUAAGUCACUGUGUGGAGAUAAAAGUCCAAGGUUUUGAUCAGCAGCAGGGAUGUUUGGUACGUUAAAGAGGAACCUGCGACCUGCGCUGAAACAGGCUCAGCUGCUGUCUGGUCUCAGAAACACACAGACACCAUGGAGAUACAAGGUGCAGAUCCGUGCCUGUGCUGCAGCUCCUGCAGCGCUUCACUUACAUCAGGACUAUCUCGAGGUCAACUGCGGAGGGACGCCGAUGCGUUUUAACUAUGUGUGGCUGCGGGAUCACUGCCGCUCCGCCUUGUCCUACAACUCCCAAACAAACCAGAGAAACCUGGACACUGGGAGCAUAGACCUCAACAUCCGGCCAGACAACACAGCGGUGGAAGAUGGCCACCUCGUCCUCACAUGGCCUGAUGGUCAUGUGUCUAAGUACAGCCUUAGCUGGCUGGCUGAGAACAGCUACGAAGGAAAGAAGCAGAGCACCGUUCAGCCACGCAUCCUUUGGAACUCAGACAUCUACAAAAGUGCAAACAUACCCUCAGCCAAAUGGGACACGUUUAUGAGCUGUGAUGAUGAACUGAAGAAGUUUCUUCAGAACUACCUGCUGUAUGGGAUCGCUUUUGUGGAUGAUGUCCCAGCUACAGUGGAGGCCACAGAGGCAGUUACCCAGAGGGCCAGUCUUAUCAGGGAGACCACGUAUGGAAGAAUGUGGAGUUUUACUUCAGAUUUUUCGAGAGGAGACACUGCCUACAGUCAGAUGGCCCUGGAUCGUCACACUGACACCUCAUACUUUCAGGAGCCAUGUGGAAUACAGGUUUUUCACUGCCUGAAGCAUGAGGGAACAGGGGGAAGGACAUUACUUGUGGAUGGAUUCUAUGCUGCAGAAAAACUACGACAGCAGUCCCCUGAAAACUUUGAGCUGCUUGCCCGUGUGCCCAUCAGGCACGAGUACAUUGAAAACACUGGAAACCAUCAAAACCACAUGAUCGGCAUCGGCCCCGUGCUUAACGUCUAUCCUUGGAACAAUGAACUUUACCUGAUCCGUUACAACAACUAUGACCGAUCAGUGAUAAACACAAUCCCCCAUGACACUGUUCAGCGAUGGUACGUGGGUCAUCGAGAGCUGACAACAGAACUAAGGCGGCCGGAGAACGAGCUAUGGGUGAAACUGACUCCAGGGAAAGUGAUUUUCAUCGACAACUGGCGUGUCAUGCAUGGGAGAGAGUCAUUCACCGGCUUGAGGCAACUCUGUGGAUGUUAUCUGACCAGAGACGACAUCCUCAGCGCUGCACGCUGCUUCAAUCUGCAGGCCUGAUCCAGGACAGGAAGGUUGCUUCACUUCUGUGCCUUAUUGGUUAGCAAAUAAAAUAAGUUUACUUAGAUUUGCACUGAAAGGCUUCUUCAAUCAGAACAAUCAAACAGGCUUACCCCUGGAACACACUGUAGUUCACUCAUGUUUGUUGUUUGUGUAUCAUUUUACAGUUCUCUCUACAAUUAGAGAACAUGAAUGUCGCCUGAAUUACACUUGAAACAAUUAAAUGCAUAAAUCUUCAAAUGACUUGCUACUGUUGAGUUCAUACAAUCAUAUAGUAUGGUCACAUGAAAUGAUGUAAUGGAGAAUGUGGUUGCACAAAUUACACAAAGGAGCCAGUAAUAUUACCCUUCAGACAGUAGUUUCAGUUUAUGUUAAUGGUCAGUUUUGAGUGAUGGGCAGACACGUAUAGUUAAUAUCUGUGCUACGCAUUCAUGCUAAUGUGGGUCACAUAGUAGAGAACAAAGAAAGAAAGAAAUAAGAGUCUAGAGCCAUGGUAGUGGCUCUGUGAGUGUGAACAGACACAGUGCAUGGAGCUAAAUGCUAACAUCAGCAAGCUAACAAUGCUGAUGUUAACUGUAUCAUAAUACUGUGUUUAGUUUAGGGUGAUAGCAUGCUAAUAUUUGCUAAUUAGCACUGAAUUAGUAGAGGAUGGUGAGAAUAUCAUCAGUUUUUCAAGUAUUUGGACAAUUUUGUAAUUUUUUUCUUUGAGGAUGGCGCCAAAUAAAAUGCUAAGGGAUCACCAGAGUUA